Triticum turgidum subsp. durum (durum wheat) is the source of this 852-nucleotide messenger RNA. The record is from the annotation of a GenBank genome assembly. Lineage: Eukaryota; Viridiplantae; Streptophyta; Magnoliopsida; Poales; Poaceae.
AUGGGGGUGGUCGAACUUCUCGAUUGCCGCCAUGGCCGCGUCCUUCUCACGGACAAACGGCGGGAUGACCUCAUCCUGUGCGACCCUAUCAUCGGUGAGCAGCGCCUCAUGGCUGUUUCGCCAGAGUUCGUAAGAAAAUGCUUCAACGGGACUGUGCUAUGCGCUGCCAUCGACCAUGACCACAUGCAUGAAAGCUGCCACUCGAGCCCCUUCAAGGUGGUGUUGACCUCCUACCUCGGAUUGGAUAAUCAACUUAUCGUGUCUGUUUACUCCUCUGAGACUGGCAUCUGGGGUGAUAUCAUUUCAACAACCGCUUCAUAUCAUCUUUUUGAUUAUGAUACCCCUGGGUUGUUUGUUGGUAAUGCACUUUACUGGUCGCGGGAUACUAUAGGUGAUGGCAUGCUUAAGUUUGAUUUGGAUGAGCAGAGCCUAGCUGUGAUCAAGGGGCCUCUUGUUACAAAUGAUUUUAACCAUGGUAGUCGUUGCAUCAUCCAGGCAGAGGAUGGCGCGCUUGGCUUCGCCAUAUUGUCUUACCCUCACUUACAAAUGUGGCAGAGGAAUAUCAUUUGCCAUGGUGUUGCCACAUGGGUGCUAUGGAAGACCAUUGACAUGCGGACAAUUCUUGGGCUCCCUAAACAGAUUCAAGGAAAGAGGGCACUUAUAAGACAUAUACUGGGAUGCCUCGAGGAUUGUGAUGAAAUACUUGUAUCUGUGGACCGUGGUGCCUAUAUGGUUCAACUCAAGUUGAUGAAGUCCAGGGAACUUUGUGAAAACAGUUUGUUAACUCGCUAUCAUUCUUUCAAGAGUUUCUAUCCUCCAGGUGAUUUUUCAUCCUUAGUCCUCAUAUUGUAG